GAUGGGCAAAUCUGAAUCUUUGUCUCUCGUUCUCUUUCAAAAAUUUGAAUGCAGUUUUCUGGGGAUUUUUUUUUCUUUCAAAAAAUGGGCAAAUCUGAAUCUCUGUCUCUCGUUCUCUUUCGCACAUCGCCUUCUUCCUCUCUGCCUCUCGUUCUCUUUCCCUCCGACUCCAAUCUGAUCUGAAUCGCGCACUGCUUCUUCCUCUUUCUCGUUCUCUAAAAAGGGAAUCGAAAAACUCAAACUAGGGUAUCAGGUCAUGGAUGUUCCCUUGCCAUUGGAUAAAUUAGCUUUAGAACUGAUUAGUAAUGAAACCUCCCCUGGAAACACUAGCAACAGCAAGAUAUAUGCAAUUCUGGUUGCAACUGGAAGCUUUAAUCCGCCUACUUUCGUGCAUUUACGCAUGUUUGAGCUUGCAAGAGAUGUGUUGAAUUCCAAAGGCUACUGUGUAAUAGGAGGUUACAUGUCACCUGCGAAUGAUGCAUACAAGAAAAAGAACCUAAUAUCUGCUGAACAUCGAAUACGAUUAUGUCAUCUAGCUUGCAAAAGUUCAGAAUUUGUAAUGGUUGAUCCAUGGGAGGCAAAUCAAAGCACAUAUCAGCGCACUUUAACUGUUCUCUCCAGAGUCCACAGUUCUAUUUGUGAGACAGGGUUGGUAUCUAGAGAAUCCCUCAAGGUCAUGCUUGUUUGUGGUUCUGAUCUCCUCUAUUCUUUUGGCAUUCCUGGAUUCUGGAUUCCUGACCAGGUUAAGACUAUAUGCAGAGAUUAUGGAGUAGUCUGCAUUCGCAGAGAAGGACAAGAUGUGGAGAAGACUAUAUCUGAUGAUGAAAUUUUGAAUGCGAAUCAGGCUAAUAUUGAAGUUGUGGAUGAGCUUGUACCAAAUCAAAUCAGCUCAACGAGAGUAAGAAUUCACUCGAGCUUUGCUCUUCGACCUCACCAGUGGACGCUCACCGCUCAUUCUCAUCGAUCGAUUCAGAAAUCACUGCACCAAUCCCAGCUCAAACAACUGCUUCUGCGGCUCCGGUUUGCCAUGUGGAAAGGAAGCUCUCACACUUUGCAAGGGAAGCCAUGUUCACAGAAUAGAUGUUAUGUUGAAGGUGUUGUUGAUUGUUCAGAAGCUUUUGCAAGAGAACAAGCACAGUUCAAAGAGGGACAUCUAUUACAUGCAUCCAUCUGUGUUUUUGGAUCAGUCAGUUGUGGACCGCUCAAUAAAUGAUAUAUGUGUCAUUAUGCAGUGCAGUCGCCAUGACCUUAAUGUGGUAGAACUUUUUGCACUAUAUUUUCAGUUUGGGUCUCUUAACUUGGUGUAUUUUGGUAAAUAAAACUUCAUGUACCUGCUGGGAAAGGGUACAAGAGGAGAUCAUACACUCGAUCUUGGAAAUUUCACUUUUCUGUCAUUCCCUUUAUAUUUUCUUUUUUUGACGGGGUCAUUCCCUUUAUAUGAACAAUGAUAACAGUUUUAUUUCACAUCUGAUACUAUUUCAUGAGUGCAUAACUUUUUGUAUAAAACAAAAUCCCCCCCCCCCCUGGUGCAUCUGAAAGUUGAUAUGAAAUUCAAAGGAUACUUAUUAUAAUAAUUGUUAUUUUUGAGUUUUGAGAUCUAUUGUCGCCAUUGGUUUGACAAAUUCCAUUGCUAUCAUAACUGAUGACUGUGAAAAAAUAUGGUUCUAUUAUGAUUCUUCCUAGUUUAUACUCAGAACAUUAAUAAGCCAGGCAUAUAUGACAUUCUUCCAUUUGAAUUCUUCUCUCUUGCUUUGUCUGAAAUUGUUAAUUACUUUUCUCAAAGCUGAUACUUUUUUGCCUUCUGCUCAGUUUCUUCAUAUUCUAGUACCAUGUCUAAAUGUGUUCAACUGGUAAGACUUAUGCAUCAAAUUUAUUCCUGCUAUAGGAUAGUCAUGGGCUGGAUAAGAUUCUUUGAAGGAAAAAGGAUAUAUGACUGCAUCAGUUCUCCCAACACUUUUUCCAAAGAUUAGCAAACGACCAGUUCUGUAGUGCAAAUCGUUGCAUCAUCAUCACUGUUUUUGCGGCUUCUGGUUGAUAAUUUGCACCUCCCCGCGUAUUGCUUGGUAGAUUGUGAUCCCUAUGGCUUUGACAUCUUAACCACUUACAGAUUUGGUUCCAUGCAAAUGGCUUAUGACAUGAAACAUCUUCGUGUCCCAGAGAUACACUGGCUUGGAGCUUUUCCUUCAGAUUCUGAGAGAUAUUUGGUCCCAAAACAGUGCCUUCUUCCUCUGACUGCUGAAGACAAGAGAAAAAUUGAAGCCAUGCUGCUUAGAUGCUAUCUGCAAAGGGAGAUGCUACGAUGGAGGUUGGAGUUAAAGCUGAUGCUGCAGAAAGGAGUUAAGUUUGAGCUUGAAGCAUUAUCUGUGCGUACUCUUGCAUUCUUGACAGAGUCUUACAUACCUUCUAAAAUUCAUGGUAAACUGAAAUUCUAGCAUGUUGGAUAUUGAUGCGUUAAGCAUUACAAGAUCAAUUUGGUUUACUACGCUUUUUGGAAGAAUAUUUAGUAAAGUGAUAUAUUUGGACUUUAGAGUUCAUCCCAAUGAUUUGUUGCAAAGUCAUAGACCUCACAAGGUUGGUUCUCCUAGUGUCUGUUAUGUUCCUUUUGCAUUUUAAGUUGUGAUGUGUAGCAGUGGGUCUGUGUAGUGUGUACUUGUAUAGUAGGAUCUUUGGUUCAACAAUCUUAGAGUCAUCGAUAACCUUGUAUUUUUUUUUGACACCAGCCUUGUGUUGUAAGGGGGUUUCUAUUAUGGAUAUCCCUAUAAAUUGGAAAGUCCAUUUGAGAUUUCUCGUUUAAAUAUUUUUACUUUUGCC
Messenger RNA from Lotus japonicus, 2811 nucleotides. Its product is annotated as nicotinamide/nicotinic acid mononucleotide adenylyltransferase-like. Gene Ontology annotation, molecular function: nicotinamide-nucleotide adenylyltransferase activity; nicotinate-nucleotide adenylyltransferase activity. The transcript is spliced from 19 exons. Gene Ontology annotation, biological process: NAD+ biosynthetic process. The record is from RefSeq and is a predicted model, not a curated record. Bases 257 to 1213 code for a protein of 318 amino acids. NCBI's taxonomy places the organism in Eukaryota, Viridiplantae, Streptophyta, Magnoliopsida, Fabales, Fabaceae.